Vanrija pseudolonga is the source of this 3559-nucleotide messenger RNA. It is a transcript of the gene ubp7, whose product is annotated as putative ubiquitin carboxyl-terminal hydrolase 7. Bases 243 to 2837 code for a protein of 864 amino acids. The record is from RefSeq and is a predicted model, not a curated record. Gene Ontology annotation, molecular function: cysteine-type deubiquitinase activity. The transcript has 5 exons. Lineage: Eukaryota; Fungi; Basidiomycota; Tremellomycetes; Trichosporonales; Trichosporonaceae. Gene Ontology annotation, biological process: protein deubiquitination.
CUCCAUCCUCAACCUGCCAUUAACACCUCCAACAUGUCGCGCUCAGCUCCGCAAUCAAAGAUGCCUUCGCCGGCGCGCACGCCGCGCGAGUCGUCCGACGACCCCCGGCCACUCACCCAGCGGGCCUCGCACAAGCCCGCAGGCAUCAUCAACCUCGGCAUGACGUGCUUCCUCAACUCGACGUUCCAGGCGGUAGGGCGGGCGCGCACAUAGUCGAGUGGGCAGACAGAGAACGCUGACACAUGCUACAGCUCAGCGCGACGCCCCAGCUCAUUGCGCUGCUCUCUGCCAACCCCGCAUGGUCGCUCACGCCGUCGGCCAACUCGAUCCUCCCCCCUCCCCCCCGCGCGCCGCAGCUCACGCCGUCGCUGCUCCCCGCGGCGUCGGAAAUGCCCCUCUACCCCCUGCUGCCUGUCACACGCGCGUUUAACGACGCUCUCGGCCGCGCGUGGGCGACAAAAGACGUCGCCGGGCCGUCGAUUAGCAUCAAGGGCCUGCUCAAGGAACUCGCGCGCAAGUACGACCAGUACGACGAGUUUGCCCAGCAGGACGCGCACGAGCUGUUGAGGCACCUCCUCGACUCGAUGGAAAUGGAGGAGAGGGACAUUAUCAAGCGUGUCCAGCCUCCCCGCCCCGCGCCAACAGGGAGCUCGCCCGACGGCGGUGCGUCAUUGAGCGCGAGCAUUGCCUCGCUCCCGCUGCCUGCUGCCCCCGACAACGGCAUUCCCGACUCGGAACGCCUGCUGCCGUUUGUCGACGUGUUGUUUGGCGGCCUGCUCGCCAGCAUCGUCGUGUGCGAGACGUGCAAGUCGGUGUCGCACACGUACGAGGGGUUCCUGGACCUGUCACUCUCGCUCCGCGGCGACGACGACACACCAAGGCUGCGCAAGCGCGACCGCUUCCGCUCGAUAACGAGCAAGUUCAAGCCACGGACCGUGAGCUCCAAGCUUGCUGGUGAGCCAACAGCCACCAUGUCGGACCCCGAGGGCGACGGCGGCGAGCGCCGUGAGCGCAAGAGCAAACAGCAGCACCUCACAGUCAACAGCGAGACGGAGAAUGAGCACGGCGCGGCUGGGCUGGGCCGGUCAGCGAGCACGUCCAAGUCGUUUGGUGGACUCAAGGGGCGGACAAGCUUUUCAUUCCGGCGCAAGGGUGGAAGAUCGGUCAGCGGGACGACGGAGAAGGAGAACGGCGCGGCCAGCGAUACUAGCGCCGCGAGCGCUUCCACGGCCCAGCCGUCUGAACCUGCACUCAUCCUCGAGCCGGUCGCCGAGGGCGAAUCGGCCGUGCCAAUGUCGAGCAGCUCGCCAGCUGAACAGCCGCACGCGCAGCACCACCAGCACCAUCACCACCAGCACCAGGCUGGUCCGACGCCCGCGCAGGCGGCCUACAUCCAGAGAAUCCUGUACGGCCCGCCCGGCGCGCCGGAGAGCCACGACCCCAUCGCCAAGCUGCGCGCCGCGCAUGCAGGUGAGCUUGGUGUCGGCGGCGGCGGCAAGCCCGACUCUGGUCUCGUCGACAGCCUCAAGGCGUUCACGUCGGUCGAGGUGUUGGAAGGCGACAACGCGUUCGCGUGCCGCAAGUGCUGGAAGAUCAAGAAUGGGUAUUACCGCGACAAGAAGGGCGCUCGUAAUUGGAGACGCGAGCGCAAGCACCACGACGGCCACAAGAGUGAGACGGACCAUCACACCGAGGUGUUGGUGUCUCCCGCGUCCUCGACGUCGGUACUCUCUCCUUCCCCGUCGAGCGGGCUACUCUCGCCCAGUCCGAUCAAGCGGUCGGCGCCAUUACCCAUCCUACAGGCAGACGACGACAGAUUAGGCCGGUCACCCUCGCUCGCAGCUCGCAGUCCAGCAAUGGUGCGCGCACCGUCCCCAUUGCGGCAGAGAAUCGAGAAGGACGAGGACAGCGAGCAUAUCCCCAUAAGCAGAUUCGACACGACCAAGAGCUCCGAGACGACGGUGAGCUUGUCGUCGCUCAAUACUACGAGCUCGGCCGACACGCAGACCUCGUCGACAAAAACUGCGCCCACCACGCUCGACACGAUACCGAUCAUUGACGUCGGCGCCGAGGCGGACGGCGAGGACGGCGAGUGCGACUCGGACUCUGACGGGUUGAGCAACACGGACACGGAGGACGAGACGAUGCCUGCAUCGCUGCCCAAGCCCAGUCCGUCGCGGGGCGGCGGCUUCUUCCACAGCCGCAAGGACCCAGCCAAGGACAAGAACUUUAUCCUCCGGCGCGCGUUCAAGCGCUACCUCAUCGCCCGCGCGCCCGAGACGCUCGUGUUCCACCUCAAGCGGUUCAAACAGACGGGCAAGGCGGGCAUGUACUCGAACUUUUCGACGCUAAAGAAGAUGGACGACUUUGUCUCCUUCCCCGAGAUGCUCGACCUCGCGCCGUUCUUUGCGCCAAAUCGCUCCGACUUCAAGCUGACACGGACGUCGGCGGGCGUGCACGCGCCGUUCAUGGACUGGCCGUCGCCCGAGAAGGGCCCAGAGCUGAGCCCAGUGUGGUACAAACUAUACGCCAUUGUCGUGCACAUGGGCACCAUGGUCGGCGGGCACUACAUUGCGUACGUGCUCGUCGACCCCGAGCGCAUGUUUGCCGACCCGCGCCACCCGGACAAGGUGUCGGAUAUCACCGCGGCGGCGGACAGGUUGAGCGACAUGAAGCUGGGCGACGCGAAGAUCCGCGGGCGGGACAGGCGGGUCUGGUGCUACUGUUCCGACACCGAGGUGCGCUUCGCCAGCGUCGACGAGGUACUCAACGCGCGGGCUUACCUGUGUUUUUACGAGAAGGUGCAGGGGGAGGGGCGUGUCGGCGCCAGUCAGUGAACCAUCCAUCCAGUCGCAUGUUGUCAUCUUGCACAUCAUUCCACAGCAGCCAUCAUCAUAUGCUACCACCUCGCAUGCAUUUCUUAGAGCUUGGCCUUGUCCUCGUCAAUCUCGUCGAGGAACUGGAGCUCGGGCUUGGCCGCGAUGAGGGGGCCGAUGGCCUUGCCAAAGGUUUUGAAGUACUGCGUGUGUCAGCGACCUGGAGCGCAGCGACAGGUCGCGGGGGGGCGUCGAGGCAGGUUCCUCCUCGGCGAAGGGACGCAAGCCGAGCGAGUUGCCGGCCGUCGACGAGGAGGUGGCAGCUGGGCGGCCGGGCACAUUGUCCAUCGCCAUCACGCUCCCCAUACCACCUCCCCAACCUCCUCUCUCCCCUCUUCUCUCGUCUUCACCCACCCGCCGCUCGCUCGCCUGCGGCUCACUCGCGCGCUCGGCGCAACUCACAGGGUUCCCAGCGUGCUCCGCCAGCGCCGCCUUGUUGUUAACGUACCGCUCGACGGCGGCAAACUUGAGCGGGUCCUUUGCGUCCUGGAGGAUGUACCAGUCGAGGGUGAGCUUGUCCUUGCGGUAGUGCGAGGCUGCUUCGCGGAGGAGCGCAGCGAGGGCGGGGCCUUGGUCGGGCUUGGCGACAAACUUUGCGAUAACAGUGUGGACCAUGAUGAGCGAUGUGGGGGAUGAGUAAGACGCUGAUGCAGCACAACGACAAGGUUACAUAUGUAUCCUCG